Molecule: messenger RNA, 1659 nt
Organism: Misgurnus anguillicaudatus (oriental weatherfish)
Lineage: Eukaryota; Metazoa; Chordata; Actinopteri; Cypriniformes; Cobitidae
Source: RefSeq, a predicted model, not a curated record
ACGGAUGCAAUAUACUUUUGGCCGCUACGCAUUUUGGCGCUAUUGCGCAGUUCUGUUUGGCGGAAAUCUCCAAAAAGUUUUUUCUUGGUGAACUCCAGCGGAGACAGCAGAUUGCCAUCGAUUCUUCAUUCAUUUCAGUUCAAGAUGCACAAGAACAUUGUUUUCUUCCCUGGGAGAAUCCGUGUUGUGUUCCGCAAGGGGCCGCGUGGAUUUCUCCUCCAGGAGCCGUCUGAUGAAGCCAGUCGAAUAAAAAAUAACCCGACUCUUCAGGUGAAGUCUGCGCCCCUGAAAGAGGAGCUUGUGCGGCAGAACGCUCUUGCUGUGGUGCGGCAGAGAGGAGGAGAUGCCUCAGACAGGACGGAGGUGCUGGGAGAGUACAUUCUUCAAUUUGGAAAGUACCAAGGGAAAUCUUUUAGGUGGCUUUUGGAGAAUGAUAUAGGGUACACAAUGUAUCUAAUUCAGAACCUCCAGAAGGAGCAGGCCUCGGGUGUUUUUAUGGCUGAGGGGCAUAAGAAGGACAGCCUACUUUCACUCUACGAUUAUGCUCUGAGUUUUCAAGAGAUCCAAUCUCUCCUCACCUAUGAAGCCAGUGGAGUGGGUGUCGCAGCAGCCUUGUCCGAAGAUGACCAGCUGGUUGGGUUUGGUUCUCGACCCAAGAGCACUUGGAGGGAGGUCUGGGAUACCAGAGCCGAUGGUUACGCGGCUUUCGUCAUGGGGCAGAGUUGCUUCCCAGGAACGCGCAUGCAUAAGCUGCAGCAGUACCUGCAGAAGAGGCAGCAGUCUGACACUGCUUCCACAUCAGCUGAGCAUGCCUCAAGGGUCCCAGCAAAACCCCUGAUGAUGGACGAAGAUGAGGACCUCGAGAAGGCAAUGCUGAGCAUCUCCCCUGCAAAGCUGCAAGUGCAGAGCUUUGCUGUGCCGGUAGUGGCUGCCACACCAGUAGGAUCACCAGGAGCAAAGACAGUUCCAUCUGCGGCGCUGUCCACACCCCUUCCUGAUGCGACUGCUGAACUGCAGUCAUCACCAGUUGAUGCACCGGUGAAGAGGAAGACGCCUGUUCCCCUUCCUUCAGAGCUGGCGUUUUUUGCAGAGAAGACAUCAGGUCCCCCGGUAGGAGAGAGGCCUGAGUCAUGUCCAGGACCCGCCACAAGCACUGCUCGCACCUCUGCGAGUAAAGCGCUCACUUUUGAGGACCAGGGUGAACGUGUUCCCUUAGGUCAGCCACCUAUACCUGUUGUGCUCUCUGGGAAAGAGGACACAAGCAGCUGGAGCUGCUCUCAUCAGCAGAGGCAGUGGAUGAGGACAGAGCUCCAGGAUCUCGGGCUGUGGCCUGGGUCUCGUCAAGUGCGUAACGUAGGGAACGCAAUUUCUCUGUGGCGCCUUCCUCCACAGGCGGAGCUCAUUGAUGUGCUGACGGAGCUCCCAUCCCCCAACUUCUUCCAGCUCCAUCCAUUUUUCAUUUGGAAGCCCGAGAGUCACAUCAUGGUCAGGUUGAGGAGCAACUACAUCCUGCCAUGUCUUCAUGGCUGUCCUCAUCCACAGGUGGUCUCUGCUGGUGUGGGCAGGCCUCGGGUGAUUGUUGGGACCAGUGGACAAUAUUACAUCAUGUCCUCCCGACUCUGCUGCAAGGCCUGCCGCAAGACCUGUGUUUUUAUCUGA